UCUCUAUCUCUGAAUCAUUCAGUUAUUUGAUGUUCGUAUGCUUGAUUAUAAUAAGAAUGUUGUUAAAAAUUAUGUUCUUUUGGGCUGAUAUGAAGCUAGGAAGUUGUAAUUUUGUAUAGUCGAGAUGUGUUAUUGUCCUGAAUAAAAUUGUAGUUUUUAUUUGUUUACAUGAAUUUAUGUGAGGUUAUGUUAUUUUUGUAAUUCUUUGGUUUAGUUUGUGUAAUGUACAGGUGGGAUUUUUGUAAGCAUUUCUGGAGUUUUUUAGAUCAAAUUUCAAGUGAUUGAUUUUUAAAAUUGAUUUAAUUUGAUUUGCAGCCAGGAGUGUAUGUUUUUGUGCGGUAGAGAUGAGUUUAAUCUCUCAAAAUGCUGUUGUUAAGAUUAAAGAGAAGAAGAAGGGUAAGCGGAUUGGUGAUGAGGGUGAGGAGCUAUCCUUGUUGGAAGGCAGGGAGGAGAUUUUGGAGGAAGAAGGUUCUGAUGUUGAAGCUGCUGUAAGUCAUAAGAAAAGAAAGAAGAAGAAUGAUGCGGAGGAAAAGAAGAUUCUUGCUGAGGAAGAAUUGGAAAUGCAGAAGUUGGGGAAUUUUUUGUUUGGUUCUCUUCAUUCCCCAGUUGAAUUUGGAAAGGAAGAUGAGGAUAAAGAUGAAGAUGAAAAAGGUGUGUUGGAUGUAGAUGACUCUGCAUUGUUUGUCUUGGACUGCUCUGGUAAUAAAGAUGUGUUGAUUAAUGAAGAAGAUGGGGGUUAUCAAGUGGGAUCUGCUGAUGAAGAUGGUGAUAAGCAAAGGAAGCCUGCUUGGAUGGAUGAUGAGGAGACUGUUGUUAAUAUCUCAAAGGUUAAUAGGUUGAGGAAGCUGAGGAAGGAAGAAGAUGAGACCGUUAUAUCUGGUUCUGCGUAUGUGUCAAGGUUGAGGGCUCACCAUGCAAAACUGAACCCUGGCACAGAUUGGGCCAAUCUUGAUUCGAAGGUCAGAACAUAUGAUUCUGACGAGGAUUCUGAGGUAGAAAAUGGAGCUGUGGUUGCUUCAGGGUAUAAAAGUGUUGAUGAUAUUCUUAAAACUAAUGAAGAGCUUGUGGUGAAGAGAGGGGGAAAGCUUUUGCCUGGAAUCCUUGAGUACUCGAGAUUAGUAGAUGCAAAUGCAGAAGACCCUUCUAAUGGCCCAAUAAACUCUGUCCAGUUUCACAGAAAUCAUCAGUUACUCCUUGCUGCUGGAUUAGACCGAAAGCUGAGGUUUUUUCAGAUUGAUGGCAAGAGGAAUAAAAUGAUGGAUUCCAUCUUCAUUGAAGAUUGUCCUAUUAGAAAUGCAUCAUUCUUACCUGACGGCUCUCAAGUUAUUGUUUCAGGGAGAAGAAAGUUUUUUUACAGCGUCGACAUAUCCAAGGGAAAUGUUGAUAAGAUUGGGCCACUGACUGGAAGAGAGGAAAAAAGCUUAGAAGUAUUUGAGGUUUCACCAGAUUCUCGUACUAUAGCCUUUUUGGGAAGUGAAGGUUACAUCUUAUUGGUAUCUGCUAAAACAAAGGAACUGAUUGGCUCCCUUAAAAUGAAUGGAACAGCUCGCUCAAUAGCAUUUACUGAUGACGGGCAGCAAUUGCUGAGUUCUGGUGGUGAUGGGCAUGUCUACCACUGGGAUUUAAGAACAAGAACUUGUCUCCAUAAGGGUGUGGACGAGGGCUCCAUAAAUGGCACUGCUCUUUGUACCGCACCAGUAGGGAAUCUAUUUGCAGCUGGCUCAUCGAGUGGAAUAGUUAAUGUGUACAACAGGGAGGAAUUUUUGGGUGGUAGGAGAAAACCAAUCAAAACGCUUGACCAUCUCAGAACUGAAGCAAGUUUCAUGAAAUUCAACCAUGAUGCCCAGAUAUUAGCCAUCUGUUCAACUAUGCAGAAGAGCAGCCUAAAGCUGGUUCACAUCCCUUCAUUUACUGUCUUUUCUAACUGGCCUCCUGCAAACAAAACACUACAUUAUCCAAGAUGUUUGGAUUUUAGUCCUGCUGGUGGUUUCAUGGCUGCGGGGAAUGCAGCAGGAAAGGUUUUGCUGUAUAAGUUGUAUCAUUAUCAACAAGCAUAA
Chenopodium quinoa (quinoa) is the source of this 2057-nucleotide messenger RNA. RefSeq names its product U3 small nucleolar RNA-associated protein 18 homolog. The coding region runs from base 345 to 2057 and encodes 570 amino acids. The record is from RefSeq and is a predicted model, not a curated record. Gene Ontology annotation, biological process: rRNA processing. Gene Ontology annotation, cellular component: small-subunit processome; Pwp2p-containing subcomplex of 90S preribosome. The transcript has a single exon. Gene Ontology annotation, molecular function: protein binding. NCBI's taxonomy places the organism in Eukaryota, Viridiplantae, Streptophyta, Magnoliopsida, Caryophyllales, Amaranthaceae.